Molecule: messenger RNA, 1095 nt
Organism: Micromonas commoda
Lineage: Eukaryota; Viridiplantae; Chlorophyta; Mamiellophyceae; Mamiellales; Mamiellaceae
Exons: 1
Coding region: 1-1095 (364 amino acids)
Source: RefSeq, a predicted model, not a curated record
AUGCACGCCUCCGCGCGCCCCAAUCUCGCCGCUCCUCCCGGACCGGCGGCGUCUCCACGUCGUCGCGCGCACCGCCUGCGCACGACUCCGUCCACUACGAUCCGAGCGGUCGCGGCCGAGUCCCUGACGCGCGUCGCCCCGGAGCAGGAGUGGCCAGCUGGCGAUCGGCUCGCCUUCUCGAGGCCCCCCGGGGUAAACCGUCAGCUCGCCCCUCCCGGAGCGUGCCCCGUCGUGGUGUGCCCCGGGUUCGGAAAUAACUCCACCGACUACCUCGCGCCCUUCGGCGACCCGAGCAGCAGCCUCGCCGCGUCGCUGAGGGCGAGGGGCUUCGACGUCUUCGUCGUCGACGUCGAGCGCAAGGAUUGGGCGAAGAUCCUGGGCGGCCUGCUCUCCGUCGGGUUCUGGACGCAGAAAUCCACGAGCGAUCCGGCGUACACGUGGUACAUCGAGCGACUCGACGCGACGGUGCGCGAGGCGCUCGCGGCGCACCCAGGCGCGACGCAGGUGGACCUGGUGUGCCACAGCGCGGGCGGUUGGUUGGCGAGAGCGUACCUCGGCGGAGCUCUGAACGAGGUAAACUGGAACAGCGCGGCGCGGCGGCUCAAGGGAAACGCCAAGGAGGGCGACGCCGUCCCACCGAAGCACCCGACGCCGCAUCCGUCGGUGCGAAGGAUCGUCACCCUCGGUUCUCCGCACCUCGCGCCUCCGCCCGGCGCCAACGACGCGACGAGGGGCGUCCUUCGGUGGGUCAACGACGAGUGGCCGGGCGCGUUCUACGAGAGCGCGGGGGUCAGGUACCACUGCGUCACGGGCCGGGCGGUGAGGGGCGUCGCGGGCCCGGACGCCAAGGGCACGCUGCCCGGGUACGCGUGCGGCUCGUACGCGCAGGUGUGCGGCGAGGGGGGCGGCGUCGAGGGGGACGCCGUGGUACCAAACGAAUUCGCCGUGCUCGAGGGCGCGAGCUCGAACUUGGUCAUCGACGGAUGCUUCCAUUCGAUGUCGAGGGUGGGGACGUACGACGAGCCGGCGAAGGACGCGUGGUACGGCAGCGAGGAGGUCGUGGACCUGUGGCUCGAGUACUUGGUGCGAAUCUAG